This is a messenger RNA of Phalacrocorax carbo (great cormorant), 3346 nucleotides long. Lineage: Eukaryota; Metazoa; Chordata; Aves; Suliformes; Phalacrocoracidae. The record is from RefSeq and is a predicted model, not a curated record.
UUGUACCGUUGGUCACGUCCACCUCCCGGGCCUUCAGACUGGUGCUUCUCCAUUAAGAACCUUUCCAAAUAAUUCUUGCGCUACCACAAGAACUCUUGACUCCAGACUCGCAUCACACCGUGCCCUCAUUGAAUCUGUCUGUAAUUUACAGAUCAGAUUUUUAUGAGGAAAGAACAGAUCUGUCUGCCUGCCCAGAGAGAAAAUAUUUCUAAACAGCAAACAAAGUAGCAUUUUCAUAAGGGCACCUAGUAACAUUAUGGGAAAUACUUCCCAGACUGAGUAGGGAAGCGUGCUUCCAGUUACAUGUAAUUAGUGGCAAAAUCCAACAGGUGGCACAAAAGUAUUUGAAUUUUAUAUUGAUUUAAAUCAUAUGCCCUUAAAUUACCAAAUAAACUACAGGGGUAUUGAAAAAAAAAAAGAAAAAAGAAAAAAAGGGGAAAAAAAAGAGGGAAAAGCGUUACCGCCGUGCCGCGAACUAGGCCCUGCCUCCGCUGAGCGCCGGGAGGCCCCGGCGGCGGCCGGCGGCUCCCUGCCCCGCGGGCAGCCGCUCCCCGAGCCCCUCUCCCCACUGCCCCGGCAGGGGACACACCGCUACCCCCGGCCCUCCUCCCCCGCGGCAGCGGCGGCAGCGGCGGGACCGGGGCCGGGCGGGGGCUGCCCUCCACCCCCCGCCCCCGCGGCCUGCGCGCCUCCCCGCCCUGCCCGGCCCGGCCCGGCUCGGCCCGGCCCGGCCCUGCCCGGCGGGAAGCGGGGCGGGCGCCCUCCGCUGGCCGUCGCAGGGAGCGGAGCGGGGCCCGGAGCGGCUCCCGCCGCGCCGCCUGCCUGCAGCUGUGCCCGGGUUCUGUCUCCUUUUGCACCUGACUGGGCGACCUGCAUGGGCUCUGGACCUGGCUUGUCACUUUGCCUUGUCUGGGACUGUCAGAGGGCCCUGUUACCAGCUUUCCAUACUGGACAAAUAACGAACACUGAAAUCGUCAAGUCUGAGAACAGCACGAUGAGACAUAAAAAUCACAGAUAAGUUUCUGUUGACAUUCUUCCACUAUUAGAAAUAAGCUAUCAUGAAGAAAAGAGAAAACCGACAGAGGGUGGCUGGAAAAAUUAUUUAUUUGAAUGGGGGAAAAAGGGGAUAUGUCACACUUCCCUUUCAGUCUUUUUCAAAACAAAAUUACAAUCAAGGUAUUCAGUUCAAAUUCUGAAAUUUAAGCUUAUUAUAGAAAAAAGAAAUAAAUUGUCAAAUUCAAAACUUUCUGAUUAACACAAAAUUAUUCUACCUAAGGUUUUUGGCUUACUACAUUAUCUGUAUUUUGACAGUUUUUCUUCAAUUUCAACACCUCCUGUCACUGGUUCCAGAUAUUAUGCAGCUACUUUCUUCCAGCUGGAAGGGGUAGUGGAAGAAAAAGUGGAUGGAAAAGGUAAUGAACAGGAUCUUGCCAAGGGUGAAACAAUGGCCACUACAGUUGUCACUGAAGUGCUCUUCCCACUAUGCAUACCAUUUUAGGGUGCAUCACGAAGAAGCAGACCGAGUCAAAUGGCUAACUGCAGUAGCAAAUAGAUGUGAAGAGAUCUGAGGUCUUUUGUAGUCUUCAGAGACAUUGGCCUUAUGUCUUCCUUUGCUAAGAAAGAGAUUUCUACCAUUCUGGAUGGCAUUAUUAUUAUUCCCAGCACGUGGUAAGCUUUUUGUGAUGAUUUCCGGAAAGGAUGCAUAUGUGGAUGAAGUAAUAAACUACAAUGUUGGGAAUGAACUAGCAAUGACUGUAAUCACUGAAUAAUUUUAAUCCCCCCUUUCACAACCAUCAGGUGUGUUUUAUAAUUUUUCAAAUUCAUAUUUGAAUUAUUCUAUCUUUUUUAUUAUUUCUAUGACCAUAUGUUGAGCUUCAUGAGCAUAUGGAGUAUUAUGGCCUCUGUAAUUUGGGUGCCUGAGCCAAAGUUGCAUAUUAAGUUAUUCAGCCCAUCUUUCCCUUCCUGACAGUGACCCCACCUUCUCAGUUAGGAUGAAAGGUGGACCAGUCCUAAGCCUCAUCAAUAUUCCAGAGGUAAGGGUCUUUUCCAGGAGGUGAGGGCUAUGGAUUUCAACUCCUGGAGGCUGCAGGAGUAUCCAGCACUUUGGUCCCUUAGCUUUUAGCUGAGUGAGCUGUCUGGUAGGCCACUAGUGGAAAAGAAGUGUGCUUCUGAGCUCUGGCCUGGGCUGAAUUCAACAUUGUCCAAGUACAUUAGGAAAGGUCUAUAUGUGCAUGAUGGAACAGAGACAGUUACACACAUCUUCAACCAUCUCUCAGUCCCAUCGCAGAUUAAGAUGUGUAUUAGUUUAGAGAAGGGUAAUGCAUUUACGUGACUGUCUCAGUGCUUUAAGAAACUGUCAUCCAAAAUGGAGAUACGAGUUGAUGGUAGGCACCCCUGCACAUAGUGCUAGAGAGCAGACAUUUGUCAGAGGUUCACUGAGUCUUCAUCUCAGUCCAGGUGGAACUUACAUGAUCUGCAUCUUAAAGCACAGUUUUAACCUAAAAAAUGCAUAUAUGUCAAAUUCCAUGAGUCAGAACUAGACCUCUUCCUAAAAUAUAUGCCAUAUUCAACCACAGACUGCUUUUUUGACUUUACAUCAGCAUGAAAACACUUAGUGAGAGAAUUCCAUACCUAUCCUGACCAAAGUCCUCACUUAAACGAUUGUAGUUGAGACCCUUUAAAGUAAUCUUUCUUCAUAGGAAAAUAAGCCAGGAAGGAUAGAAAAUGACAGAAUCAACAACUGAGAUCCAGAACCAGCCUACUGUAAAAUGUUUUUGUGAAUGCUGAGGAUACAGUCCCCUCUGGGUGAAAGUAGAAUGUCUCAUAUGCCAUUAGGGUUGACCAGUGUAGGCUUUUUUGGAAACCUGUAUUCAGUGGGCAUCCAUGAAUGUUCAGUUUAUAACAGAAAAAUUGUUUUCCUAGAAUUUCCAAAAAACCCAGUACGUUACGCACAUGAGUUUAAGAAAAAAAAAUUGAGACAGUGCUUGUUGGUCCUGAUUCUCCAGUCUAGUAGAACCUAGGAAUACAGAGGUUACCUUCUCUGCUGGGUGCUCCUCUGUUCUCCUGCUGUGCUACUGUGCUUUCCGCUGCACACGUGUCUGCCCAACUCUAAGAAUUUUAGCCCCGUUUUCCAGUCCCAUCUGGUUUACACCUUCCUUCCUAGGGUCAGCUCUUGAUAUACCGCUUUUAGCCUUAUGUUUUUGUUCUCCUGCAAUUUCUUGAUUCCCCAAGCUCUGUUCCAUUUGAAUUACAGGGAUAUUCUUUCCUGAAAUGUGAGGGUUACAGAGUCCUGUCCCAGCUGGAGAUUGUUUCAAGGUCUAGCCAGAAAUGACAGAAAUUUUUUUAA